GAGGAGGGGGUGCUUCUCGGUCGGCGGGCGCCAAUUGGGUGUCCCCAUAGGAAGAUCUUUUGGUGGUAUAUAUAUUGUCAUUAUGAGAUGUUGUCUCUCGGUGCUUCAUUUGUGCAAAUUAAAUUCGAUGAUCUGCAGUUCUUUGAAAACUGUGGCGGCGGAAGUUUUGGGAGUGUAUAUCGAGCCCGAUGGGUAUCUCAGGACAAGGAGGUGGCUGUGAAGAAGCUUCUUAAAAUAGAAAAAGAGGCAGAAAUACUCAGCGUGUUGAGCCACAGAAAUAUCAUUCAGUUUUAUGGUGCCGUUAUUGAACCCCCAAACUAUGGCAUAGUUACAGAAUAUGCUUCUGCUGGGUCGUUGUAUGACUAUAUUAAUAGCAACAGAAGUGAAGAAAUGGAUAUGGAUCAUAUAAUGACCUGGGCAAUGGACAUAGCUAAAGGAAUGCAUUAUUUGCAUAUGGAGGCUCCAGUCAAAGUAAUCCAUAGAGAUCUGAAGUCACGGAAUGUUGUUAUAGCUGGUGAUGGAGUAUUGAAGAUUUGUGAUUUUGGGGCUUCAAGAUUUCAUUCCCAUACAACACACAUGUCUCUGGUUGGCACUUUUCCUUGGAUGGCUCCAGAAGUAAUACAGAGUCUCCCAGUAUCAGAAACAUGUGAUACAUAUUCAUAUGGUGUGGUUCUCUGGGAGAUGCUAACAAGGGAAGUCCCCUUUAAAGGCUUGGAAGGAUUACAAGUAGCUUGGCUUGUAGUGGAAAAAAACGAGAGACUGACCAUUCCAAGCAGCUGUCCUGGAAGUUUUGCAGAAUUGAUGCUCCAAUGUUGGGAAGCAGAUCCAAAGAAGAGACCCUCUUUCAAGCAAAUCAUUUCGAUUUUGGACUCCAUGUCAAAUGAUAGCAACCUUCCAGACCAAUGCAAUUCAUUCCUGCAUAACAAGGCAGAAUGGCGAUGUGAAAUCGAGGCCACCUUAGAGAGGCUGAAGAGAUUGGAACGUGAUCUGAGCUUUAAGGAACAGGAACUAAAGGAAAGGGAAAAACGCUUGAGAAUGUGGGAGCAGAAGCUAACUGAACAAUCCAACACACCAUUUUGCUUCCCUUUUGCUGCCAGAAUGUCUGAGGCAUCUUACUUUGAAUCUAAAACAGAGGAAUCAAACAGUGCAGAGAUGUCAUGUCAGAUUACCACCACGAGUAAUGGGGAGGUAGCUGGCAUGAACCAGAGUCUGAAGGCCUUGAUGAUGCAAGGUUUUGGGGAUGUCUUCUCUAUGAAUGAAGCAGGAUCCACCCUGCAUUCUGGAAUGCAGAUCAAUAUGAAAGCCAAAAAGAAUUCUUCCAAAACCACCUCUAUGAGAAAAGGGAAGAAAGUCAACUUGGCGCUGGGGUUCCAUGAAUUCGACUUAUCUGAUGAGGAUGAUGAGGAUGAUGAUACCGAUGAGGAGAUCGAUUUUGAGGAUGACAGUGAUUAGCAGGAAAGGAAAGCUGUGAGGACUCUAGUCUGGCAUCUGUUACAAAAGGGAGAGAAAGAAGAACAUUGAGAAAAAAUAUCCUAUGUUUUUCAUUUCUGAGCAAGAACAGAGCACCAUUUUGUUGCACAGAACCAUUUUGUUUUCUUACUUGUGAAAAAUCAUGUUCCUUAUGUUUAUACCCUCCAUGUGGUUUCUUUCUUUUUUUUUUUGCUUUCAGUUUUAAAAUUAAACAAGUUUGGGUUGUUUGUUUAUUUAAGUUUUUUUUUGUUUAUGUUGACCUAUUGUUGACAUAGUUAUGGCUCAACACUAAUUCUGAAACUGCUGGAGUUUUCUUUUAAGUAUACAUCUAUCAUUAUUUCUUCCUCCUCUGGGUCUCUUGAGCAGGUUAACAGAUAAAAUUAUAAUUCCAUUCAGGGUUUCCUUGCAUGUUUUAUAGCUGUAAUUCCAAAGAUUCAUAUAUAUAGCAGUGGGCUGUAUUCUAGAGUCAGUUUGGUAUAGUGGUUAAGGCAUCAGGCUAGAAACCAGAAUAUUAUGAGUUCUAGUCCCAUCUUGGUCACAAAACUGGGUGAGUGACCUUGGGUCAGUCACUUUCCCUCAGCCCUAGAAAGGAGGCAAGGACAAAUCACUUCUGAAAAACCUUGCCAAGAAAACUGCCGGGACUUGUCCAGAUGGUCACCAGAAAUCAACACUGACUAGAAAGCACAAAUAGACAAACAUAUGUAUAUUAAGAUUUAUAGGAAACAAACAUUUUCAGAUGCUCACUUUAUCUGGCAGUACAACUCACCUAUUUGGGCAAGGUGAGAGAACCGAAUCGGUUUUACCGAUUCUAAUAUAGAUUUCCUGCCAGACAAGUAACAUGUCCUUAGCAUUAUUGUAAAAUAAGUUUUAAAAAAUCUAAUCCAAACAAAGCUUUCUUGAAUAGCUGGAUUGCUCUUGUGUGAUAAAUAUAUAUUUUCCAUACUGUUGCUUAUUUAUUCUCAUUUCUGUCUCUUUCCUGUUGAUAAAAAUCUCAGUAAAAUGAAAAAAAAAGAACACAAUGCAAUGAUAUUUAAAUCCACCAACUUCUUGUGUCAAAGCAAACAUAAAAUUCAGAUUUCCUCAAAGUAUGAUUAUAUUUCAAACAAAAUUUUAUAGAAUCAACCUAGAAUCCUGGUUAGGGCUACAACACAUUGCUGAGUGCUUUGGUUAAUUUAAACAAAACUUUUGAUGGAAUAUGACUUUCCACUUAAUCAGGCAACAUAUUUGUAAGAAUGUUCAUUUUUAAGGAAUUUAGGAAUCUAUAAAAUGAUAAAGGACUUCCUUAUUUUGUGCACGCUUUUUUUUCUUCCCUGGAGUUACUUCUUUUUAUUUUACAUGUUUUAUCAUUCUGAAAUAAUUGAAAGGGAAUCCGUUGUGUUGAUUCUCGAACCCUUCCAGUGCGCCCCUUGCCUAGUCUGCUUUCUCCACUUUCUAUGGUGGAGUUCUUAGAAGAAAAGCUGCUAAAAGUUUCUACACUGACUUGGAAGACAUAUCAAAUUCAAAUCAUUAUAUCCUAAAAAUGAUAGUUUGAUUAAUUCUAUAGCCUCUAGGACAGGAGUGUCAAACUCAAUUUCAUUGAGGGCCACAUCAGGGUUGUGUUCGACCUCGGGCUGGGGUGGAGACCUCGGGCUGUUGGAGUUACCUGUGGUAGCCCGAACUCUCUGCUGGAGAAAACGGGCUCCAUAGCUCCAUUUUCAGUUGCCACGGCUUCCUGCAACCCUUUGCCAGUGAAAACAGAGCUCAGGAGAGUAGGCUAGUCCUUUGUUGUUUCCAGGGCAGCCUCGCAGACCAGAUCUAAGUACCCCAUGGGCCGGAUCCAGCCCCUGGGCCUUAAAUUUGACAUCCCUACUUUAGGAUAUUCCGAAGGAUUAUAGUCUUAAAUUGCAAUUCUGUAGAGAUAUAACUGAUGGUAAAGCCAAUCUCAGGAAGCUUACUUUUUAGCGAACAAGUUUCCCUUGUAAAUUAUCUUGAAUGAUAGUUUUCUAUGUGGAUUUGGCUACAGACACACAGAUCUGGGAAGAUACUGAUUGCUUGUAGAAACAGGCUUUGAAAAUAGCUCCUUCACACAUAUUUACAACUCAUUUAACUUCCCAAAUUUUACUGUAGUGCUGAAUAUUCUGGAUUAACUAUUAGGACAUUACUAAAUCUUCAUUUUGGAUGCUGUGUUACAGAGUGCAAUUGUGCUACUGCAUAUUGCAAUCAGCUCUUAACAUUUCUAAGUUUGGGUAUACAAGCAGUAUUAUUUUGAUAACACUGAAAGUCCUAAUCUACUGUAUACAGUAUAAUAGUUUAUUGUUGUAUGAGAAAGCAUGGCAGUUAUGCUUUAAAAUAGUUAAAUGUAACUUAGUAAGUUUUGGACAACUAUUAAAAACCUACUGGAUCUGAAAUCAUACAAUAAAAUUUCCCUCACUCCAGAUGUAUUGGCAUUAUUACCUUCGCCAUUCCAAAGCAACCUAGCCAGUGUGAAUUUCUGAAGCUAAAGCCAUACUACAUCUGGAGAGGAACUGUAUGGAAACUCUGUCAUACAUUUGAAGUGAAAUCUGAACCUGAUAUGAGUACUGAGUACACAGUAAAGGCUACCUGCUGAAGAGAGGAGCCUAUCUCACAUGAAAAGUUGCUACUUGGUCCUGUGUUCUCCUCCUUUCCACCAAAUCAAAAUAUGGAUUGUGCAGAAGACCAAGGAUGAAUCCAGGUAGACCAGUGGUUCUCAACCUAUGGUCCAUGGACCCCCCUGGGGGGUGGGCACAGUGUCAUCACAGUGAAGGCUUGAAGAAAUGUUACGAUUUAAAUCUUGAGUUAAGUCUGUGGCCACAAAAGGUUUUUAAAGAGUGUCUGUGAUGAAGAAAAGGUUGAGAACCACUGAAAUAGAGUAUAAUCUACUUUGGCAUAAUGCAUUCAGAAGUCUCUUUGGAGCUAUUCUAUUUUUCCCUCUUUGUUAGAUUUUUUUCCCUAAAAAGAAAGAUAAAUAGUGUCAUAUAAAUUAAUAAUAGAAUACAAUGUCUUUUUCACCCUAUGUAAUAUCCAUUGAUAACCUAAGGUUAUACAAAUUUUCUCCCCUGGUGUAUUAAGUUGUGACAUAUCAGUGGAAUAAUGGAUUAAUAAGGACAGUGAAAUUUACUAUUUUAGCAUUACAGUAUCUUCUUCUGUACAGUUUAAUAAAUCUGUUACUUGAGCAACAUUUGGUUUGGUAAUUCCCCUGAAAUCAUUGCAUUUUUUCCCAUUUUUGUUUUAAGAAAAUAGCAUAAGAAGUAGUAAUAACUUCCUAGUCCUAAUUAUCUGGUCUAUUUUUAGAAACUAGUAAAAAAAAUCCUUAUUUUCUUUUCAAAACUUGAAUCUAAUCUAUUUUUAUUGAAAAGCCUGCCUAAAGCUUACUUGAUAGAAAAAGGAUACUUCCAGAAACAUUACAGAGGCAAACUAUCCUAAGCACUUACAUGUUAUUUCAGAAAAUUGUAAAAUCUCUCUGUUGAAAUCUGAUCAAGCAUAUUGCCAUUUUUGGGGGGGGGGGGGUGUAUUUUUGCUUUUUACACUUUUGAAAUGUUUUAUAUUGAUUAAUAAGGAGAUAAUGUUAUUUGUAUUCCAAAUUUGUACGAAAAUGUAAAUGGAAAGUAUUUCAACCAAGUUUAGAAAAGUUGAGACUUGUUUUCUGCUGUGCUGUGAUAACUCUGUGCCAAAACUACUACAGUGUGUGAACAGAAUAUAAAAUUUGUAUGGAAUGUGAAAUGUUCCAUUUCUGCAUGGCAAGAUUUUUUUGUUGUUGUAGUAUUUACUUUUUUCAUUAUGGUAUUUAAUUAUGUGAUGUCGUGCUUCAUUCAUUUAAUGGUUUGCAUUUUUAAUUAUUCACAGGACACCAAAAUGUAAUCAGCUUUUUUUUUUUUUUUUUACAAUUUGGUGUCAUAAAUCCUAAUUUGUUGUGAGCUGUUUUUCUUUGCUUCUCUUUGUUUCCAUUUUUGACUUUACAAUAAACGUGAUGACACUAAAAUAUAUAUAU
Messenger RNA from Pseudonaja textilis, 5458 nucleotides. The record is from RefSeq and is a predicted model, not a curated record. Lineage: Eukaryota; Metazoa; Chordata; Lepidosauria; Squamata; Elapidae.